AUUUUGUUGUGAGAGCCGGAAGUGUGUGUGUGUGUGUGUGUUUUUCAGUAUGUGUGACUGCAUGCGGCUUGAUGGUGGUGAACAGUGCAGGGGAGUGGAGGACACACACUCACUCACACACCCUCACACACACUCACACACACUCACUCACACUCACUCACACACACUCACACACACUCACACACACUUGGAGGAAAGAGACGCACAAAGAUUCUGUUUGACUGAACGCGCCUCACGAGUGUUGACAAACAGGGAGGAAGAGGAGGAAGAAGAGGAGGAAGAGCGGACACAAAGGGGACCAACUCUCCAGGCAUGGCGGCGGUGUUGCCGAGGACGCUGGGCGAGCUGCAGCUGUACCGCAUCCUGCAGCGGGCCAACCUGCUGAUCUACUACGAGGCCUUCAUCCAGCAGGGCGGCGACGACGUGCAGCAGCUGUGCGAGGCGGGCGAGGACGAGUUCCUGGAGAUCAUGGCGCUGGUGGGCAUGGCGAGCAAGCCGCUGCACGUGCGGCGCCUGCAGAAGGCGCUGCGGGACUGGGUCACCAACCCGGCCAUCUUCAACCAGCCGCUCGCCUCGCUGCCCGUCUGCAGCAUCCCCGUCUACAAGCUGCCCGAGGGCUCGCCGGCACCGCCGGACCGGGCCGGCGUCAAGACGCCCAAAGCCGCCUGCUCCGACCCGGGGAAGCUGGACGCGGCGCGGGACAAAGCGUCGGCCGGGUCGCCGCUGCAGGGCGGCAGCGAGGCCCGGUUCUGGUCGGGCCACAGCAACGACAGCGAGCACAGCCUGUCGCCGUCGGACCUGGGCUCGCCGUCCUCGCCCAGGGACACGCUGGAGGCGCUGGACGGCGCCGCCGUGCAGUCGGUGCUAGAGUGCGUGGACCGGAUGGCGCCGGGCCUGCCGAAGACGGACCCGUCCGAGGCCAAAGAGCAGUUGAAGAACAACAAGAAGCUGGCGAAGAUGAUCGGACACAUCUUCGAGAUGAGCGACGACGAGCCGCGCAGAGAGGAGGAGGUCCGGAAGUACAGCGCCAUCUACGGGCGCUUCGACUCCAAGAGGAGGGACGGCAAGCACCUCACGCUGCACGAGCUGACGGUGAACGAGGCGGCGGCCCAGCUGUGCAUGAGGGACACGGCGCUGCUCACCAGGCGGGACGAGCUCUUCGGACUCGCUCGGCAGAUUUCCAGAGAGGUCACCUACAAGUACACGUACCGGACCAGCAAGUCUCGCUGUGGAGACCGAGACGAGGCGUCCCCCAAGAGGAUCAAAACAGAGGAGAACUUCUUCGACAUCCAGGAGGCGCUGCAGGCCAUCCACAUGCGGCAGGAGAUGCUCCGGGAGCAGCUGGCCUGCGCCAAGUCCAAAGGAGAGGAGACCGUGGGGCGCAACCUGCAGAUGCAGCUGGAGCGUCUCCUGGCUCGCCAGAUGGAGAUCCUGCAGGACGCCGCGGUGCAGGAGCGGCUGCAGGCUCUGGACUGGAGGAUCCCCCCCGCCGCCCUCAAGUACCUCAACGACGCCCAGACCCCCAACGGAGCCGCCGCCGAGGCCAGAGACCACCAAGACGAGCGGCCGGUCAACCUGCGCGUGGUGAGUCAGAACAUGCCGGAGGGAGACCUUCCAUUGGGCAAGCAGCUAGCCAAUGAGCUGAAGCGCCACCUCAACCACAACCACAACCACAACAACAACAACAGCAGCAGCGGCGGCGGCGGCACAGACGAGACCAAGACAGCAGAGAACGGGACGUCGCAGAAGAAGACCAUCAAGUCCGAGCCGGAGGACUCCACAUAGUCCCCCCCCCCCCCGUGACCCGGCAGUAGAUACGAAGCACAGACACAGUAGAGCCUUAACAACCAACGUUGCCUCAUCAGCAUUAUUUAUCUUCAGUUUCGUCUUUUUGUUUCAAAAGAACACGAGAAGCUCCUCGAGGUGUGUUAGAGCAGGGGUCCCCAACCCCCGGGCCGCGGCUUGGUUGGAACCGGGCCGCGGAAAAAAAGUGAAUAAAUAAAGUUUUCAAAUUUUUUUUUUUUUAAUCAGUCGGAAAAAUAUCUUAUUUUGAAAAAGGACCGGAUCCACCGUGUGUCUGAGCCGCGUUCAGGAGUCUUAAAGUUCGGGUUUAUCGCUGCAGGCGAGUCUCACGCACCGAACCCUCUGCUGGCGGCACAGUGACAAAGAAUCUUCAAACAGAUUCAACCUGCUCAAUGAAUUCUGUCACUUCAGGGAAAUGACAACUGGUUUCAAGUUGGCCGAUGAAGUCGCUGCUGUGUGGGCGAGUGAACAGCGGAAUAUUCUACAUGUUUCAGACGUUGACCGGGUGGAAGAGGCUUUUAAAAGAGUUUGAGUGGUACUCCAACCACAAAAGACCCGACUGCAAAAGAAUAGACCUGCAACCCAUUAGUAAACAAACCCACCCGGUGAAUCGAGCCCGUCCAAGCAAGAAGAACAUGUGUUGGAGAUGCAAAUGACGGUGGCCUUAAGGGACAUUUCACACAACAACUCUGUGUUCUAAUGACAGCGACCAGAACUCGGUUAGGAGCAGCGGACCAAACACACGUCUGUGUCGCCGUCUCCAUUAGCGGCUCGUUGCAGGUCAACAAGCACGGCUCACACUCGGCGUAAUGAUGAGUUGUAGUUUUGGCACUUUAUGCCCUUCGUAUAAUUGUAUGACGUCAUAUUUAUUACGUCAUUUAUAUUGCCGGUCCGUGAAAAUAAUUCCUGACACGGAACCGGUCCGUGGCUCAAAAAAGGUUGGGGACCUCUGCGCUAGAGUACACGCUAGAGUACACGCUAGAGUACACGCUAGAGUACACGCUAGAGGUACUGUUUGCGUACUUCAUCGUCAUGGUAACUCGUUUCUGCAGCCCUGACAUGAAACAUCUCGACAUCCGUUUGAUUGGCUCAAAGUUUAAAUUCAUACGUUCACGUCGUUCACAACAUGGGUUGAAUAAAUUCCGAGGUUCCCUGAAGGUUUCAUGGAGUGUCAUCACGAAGCCAAAACACACCCGUUUCAUACUUUAGUUUAUUUAACAAAACACCUUCAGAACUCAAGACGUCAGCUCCUCGUCCUCAGAGUCCAUCUUCAUCAUCAUCACGCCUCAAGAGGAAGAGCUCAUCAUGAACACUGAUCAUAACCUUCACUCUGUGACCCCAGAACAAUGAGGAGGUGGUGCAGCACCUGGACCCACAGGGACCCACAGGGACCCACAGGGACCCACAGGGACCCACCUGGACCCACAGGGACCCACAGGGACCCACAUGGACCACAUGGACUCACAGGGACCCACAUGGACUCACAUGGACCCACAUGGACCACAUGGACCACAUGGACCCACAGGGACCCACAUGGACCACAUGGACCCACCUGGACCCACAGGGACCCACAGGGACCCACAGGGACCACAUGGACUCACAGGGACCACAUGGACCCACAUGGACUCACAUGGACCCACCUGGACCCACAGGGACCACAUGGACUCACAGGGACCCACAUGGACCACAUGGACUCACAGGGACCCACCUGGACUCACAUGGACCCACCUGGACCCACAGGGACCCACAGGGACCCACAGGGACCCACAGGGACCCACAGGGACCCACAGGGACCACAUGGACUCACAGGGACCACAUGGACCCACAUGGACUCACAUGGACCCACCUGGACCCACAGGGACCACAUGGACUCACAGGGACCCACAUGGACCCACAUGGACCACAUGGACUCACAGGGACCCACAUGGACUCACAUGGACUCACCUGGACCCACAGGGACCCACAUGGACCACAGGGACCACAUGGACUCAUAUGGACCACAGGGACCCACAUGGACUCACAGGGACCCACCUGGACUCACAUGGACCCACAGGGACCCACAUGGACCACAUGGACUCACAUGGACUCACAGGGACCCACCUGGACCCACAGGGACCCACAUGGACUCACAGGGACCCACCUGGACCCACAGGGACUCACAUGGACCCACAGGGACCUGAGGUGCCUGUCAGAGGGGCGCUGGAGUCCGGUCCCGCCCUCCAGCAGGUGACUCUGAGGGAUCAGUCUGCUGUUUAUUCAUGGAGGAAGAGGAGGAGCCACAGCAGGGGGCCCCGCCAUUGGUCCUGGGGGUCAGCUGGGCGGCGGCCGAGCGUUGCAGCCUCCAGUGUGUUGAUGUGUAAAGUUGAACAUGUUAGAUAUGACAGGUGUGUUCCCCAGGUGUGUUCCCCAGGUGUGUCCCCCAGGUGUGUCCCCCAGGUGUGUCCCCCAGGUGAAGCCGUGUCUGUAGACGUUUGGUGUUUCUGUGUCAACGUGUCCUUGAGGAACUACACGAUGCUAAUGUUGAGUAGCCCUAGCUAACGGUGUUUAUGACCAUGACAUGUGUGUUUAGCGGUAGAAACAUGAAUAAGUGUUCACUGUGGUUCUGUGGUCCAGAGGCCCCGCCCCCUCCACUCCCUGUCUCAGUGACCAAUGCAAUAUUUAUGUCCGUGAUGCGUCUGCACAUAUAUAUAUGGUCAUAGUUUGUGUAUUUAAUGUCGUCUGUUGGUCUCACGCUGAGCUAGUCUGCUAAAGCUAACGAGCAGCUGGUGCAUUCUGGGAGAUGGAGGCGUGGCUCUGGGCCCGGCGGUUCUGGUAAAGUGAUAGUUAGGCUUCACCUCGUUAUGCACAUGUUUUUUAAACACUAAUAUAUUUUAUUUGUUAUACAGCACAUGAACAUUAAACUUUAUUUUUUUGAACUCUA
Messenger RNA from Pseudoliparis swirei, 4723 nucleotides. RefSeq names its product NGFI-A-binding protein 1-like. The record is from RefSeq and is a predicted model, not a curated record. Lineage: Eukaryota; Metazoa; Chordata; Actinopteri; Perciformes; Liparidae. The transcript is spliced from 9 exons. Gene Ontology annotation, cellular component: nucleus. Gene Ontology annotation, molecular function: transcription coregulator activity; transcription factor binding. Gene Ontology annotation, biological process: negative regulation of DNA-templated transcription. Bases 313 to 1785 code for a protein of 490 amino acids.